Antrostomus carolinensis (chuck-will's-widow) is the source of this 1384-nucleotide messenger RNA. RefSeq names its product Gfo/Idh/MocA-like oxidoreductase domain containing 2 (gene GFOD2). The record is from RefSeq and is a predicted model, not a curated record. Gene Ontology annotation, cellular component: extracellular matrix. Lineage: Eukaryota; Metazoa; Chordata; Aves; Caprimulgiformes; Caprimulgidae. The coding region runs from base 52 to 894 and encodes 280 amino acids. The transcript has a single exon. Gene Ontology annotation, biological process: extracellular matrix organization.
GGGAAGAAUGUGAUCUGUGAGAAAGCUGCUACCUCUGUGGAUGCCUUCAGGAUGGUCACAGCUGCCAGGUAUUACCCGAAGCUGAUGAGCAUCGUUGGCAACGUUCUCCGUUUCUUGCCUGCCUUUGUGAAGAUGAAGCAGUUGAUAGAAGAACACUAUGUGGGCAAUGUGAUGAUCUGCGACGUACGAGUCUAUGGGGGAAGCCUGCUCAGCCACAAGUACAACUGGAUCUGCGAUGAGCUGAUGGGGGGAGGUGGUCUGCAUACAAUGGGCACCUACAUUAUCGACCUCCUAACUCACCUCAUUAGCAGGAGAGCAGAGAAGGUCCAUGGUUUGCUCAAGACUUUUGUGAAGCAGAACACAGCUAUAAGCGGGAUCCGCCACGUCACUAGCGAUGACUUCUGCUUUUUUCAGAUGCUAAUGAGCGAGGGUGUCUGUUGCACUGUGACUCUCAACUUCAACAUGCCUGGAUCAUUCCUCCAUGAAGUCAUGGUUGUUGGGUCUACUGGUCGCCUCAUAGCUCGUGGGACGGACUUGUAUGGGCAGAAAAACACUGCGCUCCAAGAAGAACUACUGUUUACAGACUCUCUGACUGUCAACAAGGGCCUUUUAGAUAAGGGGUUUAAAGACAUCCCGCUGCUGUACCUGAAAGGAAUGGUGUACAUGGUGCAAGCCCUGCGGCAGUCUUUCCAAGACCAGGAAGACCGUCGGACGUGGGAUCAUAAACCUGUCUCCAUGGCAGCCUCUUUUGAAGAUGGUCUGUACAUGCAAAGUGUAGUAGAGGCCAUCAAGAAGUCCAGCAGGUCAGGGGAGUGGGAGGCUGUGGAGGUGAUGACCGAGGAACCAGAUGCCAAUCAAAACCUCUGCGAGGCGCUUCAAAGAAAUAACUUAUGAACGUUCCUGCUUUGGAAAAUAGGACGGUUAACAGGUCUGGCUACAAUGCAAAAAACCUCUCCGUUUUUAAGAUACGUAGAUUCUUAUUUAAUAACUUGAGUUCCUUGGGUUUUUUUAAACGUGUAAAAUAUGUCGUGUUCUGAUAGAAACUGUUCGGAUUGAAAUCGUUUAAAGAGUUUUAAAUGUUUCCGUUUUUUUGCAAACGGUUAAUUUUUGUCUUGGAGACUGGUAGGAAAACUUGAAUUGCCCUUUGCACUUGCAGUGGCUGAAGUGAAGGCUGGGACCUCUGCCAUUGCCUGGCUUGGAAAGGGACACAACCCCUGUUGCACAGGUCGCUUAUUUUAACAAUUUUGACGUGAGAGCGCAUAGAGCAAGAUCAGGGAGUAUUUGGUGUUCAGAUGCCUUUUCCUUCUCUCUUGGAGACUGAUUAAGUUUUACUCCUUGGUUUGUGAGAUUUUUGUACCACAGUUUGGUGAUGUAACAGAUCUCU